AUGGAGAUCCUCUUCGAUAAAAUCCACCAGGAGCAUGCUAAGAAGUAUUCGGACGUUCAACUUACACUGGCUAUCCUUGACACCGAAUUCAAGGCACUAGGUGCAGAGAGUGAAUGGUUCUAUCCUAGUGCCGACAUAUUUGUCAUGAUGGUCAACUGGACGAAAACGGAGAAUUGA
This is a messenger RNA of Pyrenophora tritici-repentis Pt-1C-BFP, 177 nucleotides long. RefSeq lists its product as uncharacterized. NCBI's taxonomy places the organism in Eukaryota, Fungi, Ascomycota, Dothideomycetes, Pleosporales, Pleosporaceae. The record is from RefSeq and is a predicted model, not a curated record.